UCGCUGUUGGGAGGCGGACUGACAUUCUUCACCAGUAGAUUUGAGCACGCGCAGACGGGCGGUACAGUUGGCAAACUGACGAAAUUGUCUUCGGAAACGUGUAGAAUCAAACACAAAGCGACAUUAUGACUUCGACUAACAUCUUUCAAGGGCUGGAUACCGGCACGAAACCAAGCUCGAGGGUGUUGCAGCCUCCCGGAGGUGGCUCCAGUAACUUGUUUGGUGCCUAUGAAGAUGACUCUGCAGCACCAAGAAGACCUAAUAGGAUGGCCUCUAAACUCUUUGCUCCACCAGAGGAGUCCCAGAGUGCACCCAAGCGCUCCAAUCCUCCAGGUGGGAAGAGUAGUGGAAUAUUCGGGGAUCCUGAACCUCCAGCUCGGCAACAGAGACACAAAGCUCCCGGUGGACCAGCCAGCGACAUAUUCGGUGCUGCAGAGAGUGCACCUGUCUUAAGCCGAAGCCACCCUAAUAAGCCAAAGGACUAUUUAAGUCUGGGACCUGAAUCCGUAUCAUCACCUGCACCAGAAGCCAAGGUCAGCCAACCUGAGGUGAAGGAGGAGGUGGCCCCCCCAGCGCCCAUGCCGGCCAAAGAAGAGCCUGCUGCUGUCCCAGCCCCUGCUGUGUCCGAGCCCCCUCCUUCCUCACCCUCACCUCCUAAGAAGACGCAUCCGACUGUCGAGGUGAAGAACCACGAGCCUCAUCUGGGACCCAAGCAUCGUUCUCACAACAGGGUCCUCAACCCCCCUGGAGGAAAGUCUAGUGUGGUAUUCUACUGAUCAGCUAAACGUGCAUCUCCUCCCUGUUUGUGUUCAUGCACUCUUUGUCUGCUCCCCUGUCAAUCUUCUCUCAUUCCACCACGGUUAUUUCACCUGUACAUUUAAACACGGAGCAGGACGUUUUGUUCUCACCAGAUUCCUAUUCACAUAUGUUCUCCUCAACUUCUUGCACUUUUGGCCCUAUUUCUUGCUUCCAGCUCUUUGUCUUAUUUUUCAAUGAAUCCUACAAUCACCACUCAACAGGCUAGCUACUAUUACCUAAUCACUUUUACUGUCACACUGUUCAAUUGCAGUUUUUUUGAUGUUUCUGACAGUUUUGAAAACAUUUUUCCAUCUCAGGAAUGGUUUAGACGUUGUCGUUGUUGUACAAUCAUCAGCUUUAAACAGUCCUAGAUUUAAAUGACUAUGUAAGAAAAUCCCACCGUACAAAUUCAAGACACGCAUUUGCUAAAAUGUUGACGCCUCUUGUUUGAAGCAUUAUUAUGUAGCCGUUCAAUCAGCAGGGGGUGAAUACAUCGCCUAUGUAAAUUGUGACGGGGAGUUCCACUAGUGCCACCUUCGUUGUGUGUUGCUGGAUCUUUAUUGGAUUGAUGCAUGGAACCUUGUAUUUUGCGGUUUUACAAAAUAAUACAUGUGUUGGACUCAAACCAACGACUAUAAAUGAAGCCGUAGCACAUUUUCAUCUUUCUUGACGUUUCCUUAAUCAUCCCGUCAUCUCAACAUCUGUCUAACAUUAAUAAUCUGCUGCCGAAGCAUAAUCUCUGUUCAAGGAUAAAUGCCAAAAAGUGGAAUGAAACAAAGAUUAAUGCAAUUGUUUACUCCUUAAAAUUCCAUUUUGAUUGUAUGUGGAUGUAUUGCGCUGGUACUACCUGCUUUCUCUUUGUUGCUUUCUUUAUCUGAGAACAUGCCUUUUUAUGUGUGGGGUAGGCCUCUGUUUAUGUUUUAAAUUAAAACGGCUGGAGACGAGUGAACUCUGGACAAUCGUGUGGUCUACCUGAGUCCAGGUGGCCUAAUUGAUAAAAACCCUUUUCACCCAAUUCAUGACUCACAUUAAUGCUAUUCUGUUGCUGGCCUGCGCCCCCCCCCCCCCCCCUUCCCCCAUUCGUGUUGAUGUGCCUGGCAGGCAAUGAGCGUAGAAGAAAAACCUGUGUAUUGCAAUAAAACUGUUUUGCAUUAAAAAGUU
Pseudoliparis swirei is the source of this 1959-nucleotide messenger RNA. It is a transcript of the gene jpt2, whose product is annotated as Jupiter microtubule associated homolog 2. Bases 126 to 776 code for a protein of 216 amino acids. The transcript has 5 exons. The record is from RefSeq and is a predicted model, not a curated record. Lineage: Eukaryota; Metazoa; Chordata; Actinopteri; Perciformes; Liparidae. Gene Ontology annotation, cellular component: nucleus.